AUGGAUUCUACAUCUUCAGAGACCUCUGUGAAGGAGGAUCAUGGAGCAUACCUUUUAUUGCCUAUUCAAGAAAGUUUACCUGUGAAGAAGACUGUGGAGAAAUGUGGAAUGGGGAAAAAGGCUAGGAAAUCCAGGCUACAUCAGUCCCCUGAAAGUGACAAGCAGUUCCAAACUGAAAUUGAAAUGCGGGAACAUCAGGUCUGCCCUGAAAGACCCACUAUUCUCUUAAAGUGUGAUAUUUGUGAGUGUGCAUUCAAGAGGGAAGAGGAGCUGAAUGCCCACAAGGUUCGUCGCCACACGCGUCGGCAACCAGUUAUAUGUGAUAUCUGUGGAAAACCUUUCCAACGCAAAUCCCUCCUGAAUAAACACAGGCAGCGGCAUGCCGACCAGUCACCCUUCAAGUGCGCCGAAUGUGGCUGCACCUUCAAGAGGGAAUAUGAACUGAAGUCUCAUCAGAGAAAAUAUGUAGGCACAAGACCAAAAUUAUGCUUCAGCAUCACAGGGAUGAGAGUCUUUCACUUAGCAUCUCAGGAAUUGAUAACCAAGACCAAGGAGUUUGGGAAGAAUCUCAAGCUGGAGGAUGUGCAGGAAACCUUCCUUACGUUUCUAAAUUCCACGGAUGGAAAGUCAGCUGAUGGGAGGCUUGUGGAUGCCAUCUUGCAGCGGCUCUAUGAGAUGCGCACAUGGUUCUGCCGGCAACGUCUCUUUCACUUCUAUGCCAGUUCUCUGCUUGUGAUCUAUGAUUGCCUUUCACCACAAGAGGAUGAGAAUGGGCCUCAGGUGUGCCUCAAGAUGAUCGACUUUGCCAAUACUUACCCGUGCCUUGAUGGUUCCCUGGACUCCAACUACCUUGGGGGCCUCCAGGAUCAAGCAGAGAUCAUUCACAAGCGGGUAACAGAGGAGGACGAUAGUGAAUACUAUGUCCAUUAUGAUGGCUUCAACCGCCGGCUGGAUGAGUGGGUUCCUCGCAGUCGCAUUGAUGCGUCUGACUCUCGAGGGCGAGGUGACCGAGUCAUCCCACCUGGUGGAGAUUCCCUUUUUGAUGAAUCAGAUCGGAAGAUCACUCGUAAUCAGAAGAGGAAGCAUGAUGAGAUCAAUCAUGUCCAAAAGACAUAUGCAGACAUGGACCCAACAACUGCAGCACUAGAGCGGGAACAUGAAGCAAUCACCAAGGUGAAGUAUAUUGACAGAAUCCAGUUUGGUAAGUACCUCAUCGACACAUGGUACUUUUCACCGUACCCGGACGAGUAUGGCAAGCAGCCCAAGCUCUAUGUAUGUGAGUACUGCCUGAAGUACAUGAAGCUGGAGAAGACCUUUCGAUAUCACCUUAGUGAGUGUAAGAUGCGGCAACCACCUGGGAGGGAGAUCUACCGCAAGGGGACACUUUCUCUGUAUGAAGUGGAUGGAAAAGACCACAAGCAGUACUGCCAGCUUCUGUGUCUCCUAGCCAAGCUUUUCUUGGACCAUAAGACACUCUAUUUUGAUGUGGAGCCCUUCCUCUUCUACAUCCUCUGCGAGGUCGAUCGAUAUGGUGCCCACAUUGUUGGCUACUUCUCUAAGGAGAGGGAAUCACCAGAGAACCACAAUGUAGCAUGCAUCCUCACACUCCCACCAUUCCAACGCAAGGGCUAUGGGAAGUUUCUCAUUGCCUUCUCCUAUGAGCUCUCCAAGUUGGAGGGAGUAGUUGGAAGCCCUGAGAAACCCCUUUCUGACCUGGGAAAACUCUCCUAUAGAUCUUAUUGGUCAUGGGUCCUUCUUGAGACCCUUCGUGAUUGCCGUGGGUCCAAUCUCACUGUUCGCGAUCUCAGCCAGAUGACUGGGAUAACACCAACAGAUGUGAUAGACACACUACAGACAUUGAACAUGGUCAAGUACUGGAAAGGGCAACAUGUAGUGUGUGUGACACCCAAACUUGUUGAUGAAGCCCUGAAGUCCCUGACAGUGAGACAGCCAAAGUUGUGCGUGGACAUCACUGCCCUUCGCUGGGCUCCGCCAAAAAAGAUUCCUAAGAAGAAACCUUGAUCAAGCUCUGUUUUAUGUCCCCAUUUUGUCCUUAGCAUUAAUUAAAUGUUUUUUGUUAUGACA
Messenger RNA from Darwinula stevensoni, 2085 nucleotides. The record is from the annotation of a GenBank genome assembly. Lineage: Eukaryota; Metazoa; Arthropoda; Ostracoda; Podocopida; Darwinulidae.